AAUGAAGAGCCACAGAGUGGACAUAAUGAUCUGCUGGUAUUUGGCUAAAGACAACAUACAGCUGUUCUAUGGAGGAUGGAUUGGACAUUUCAUGAAGUGGCUCAGCAUUAAAUUGUAGUAUACACAGUGCUGCUUGUUGUCCACAACCAUUGAAAAUUGGUUUACUAGGAGCAGGAUCUGACUUCCAGCCCAGGGAUGAGUGUUUCGCAGACUGCUGAGACCUUCGUGGUCAAUGAGAUGAAAGGUUCCAACAUGAGGCUGCGUCUUAACAGUACAGGUGACCAUAAUGGGAAUGCUUUUCCCAUUUCCUCCUCUUCCUCCUCCUGUUCUUCUUCAUGUCUGGAGGAAUCAUCUCCUGAUUCUCUGCGGACUUUGAGCGGCCUCAGUGGUGACCGGACCGACAGUCCACUGGACUACGAUGUCUUUGAGGUCACCCUGAUGACAUCAGCAAUCAACAAAAUGGACAAAAUUACAGUUCUAACUUCAUAUGAUGCUGUAGAGGAGGAAGGCAGACAAGAGGAUAUCCACGAUGUCUCAGGGGGAAUGAUGCAGACAAUAUCUGAGCUUUCAGAAUCUAAUGAAAACUCUGUUUACCUGGAUGCCAACAGCAGCGAACAUCACACACACACCUCGAAGGACAAUGGCAACCUGACCAUGGCCCUCUCCCUCAUAGCUAACAGUAGCUGUGCCGGUGAUUGUGACCUCAGCAGUGGAAGCAGGCACGGCUCUUCAACACCCAACUCAGACGCAACAGAAAUCCCAGCUGAGGACGAUGAUGAGACUUUGUUUCUGUCAGUGAGCUCUGAUAUGGAUGUGUCAUCAACAGCUGCUCAUUGCAGCGAAAGCCUCAUGAAUUUAAGUGGCUCUGAAAGUGUACCCGAUGAGAGGUCAACCUACACGUUUGGAAGCCUCCAGACAGCGUGCGCCUUGUAUCAACAAGCCGAAUCCCAACAGUUAGGUGGAUUGACAAAUCCUUGUACAUUCCAAACUAUGACCGAGUCUCUGUCUUUUGAGGAUCUUAGUGAAAUUGCCCAGAUGUCAUCUUCUGCUGCAGUGCCCACUAAUCCUGUUCCAGAUGUUAAGGACUGUAAAUUGCUUGUAUGUGAAGGAAUUGAAAGGUGCAAGGCAGGAUCUAAGCGCCCCCACAGUAAUACAAGUCUGCAAUCCAGAGCAGCAAAAACCAAACCUCCCACUACUCCCAGAAUGUCUACUUCCACAGCAGGCAAGCCAGCCAGUCUGGAAGUAAAGAGAGUUACCAGAUUAGAUUUAAAAAAUGUCAAGUCUAAAGUUGCUUCAAGACCCACCUCAUCCACACCCCAAAUACCCAACCAGAAUAAAUCUGCAGCCAGUGGAAGGACAGCUGGUUGUGGGAAGGAGGAAGCACAGACAAGCAGUGAAAUCAAGAAGCAAAAAUCUUAUGCAGAGAGGAAGAAGACUCCAACUGUCAGACGAACCCUCUCUGCUUCUACCAGCUCUUUGGAGCCAGAAGUGGUUGAGGAAGGACAUCUGGAUGAUUCUAGAAAUGCUGUCAAAGAAGUGCCUGAAACAUGUGCAGAAAGACCGCCUGCAGAAGUCAAACUUUCCAGAGGGGAUGCCGUUAUCGUGUCAGUAGGGGACCACAUGGAUGUAACAAAGGUCAGCAUUUCUGGAGAGGCCUUGACACUGGAAACCACUGUGGUGAAAUCAAGAAGUUUAAGCACGAGAGUCUCCUCCAAGCUGGGACCUAGUGGCAGGCAUCCAGGGAAAAGUUCCAGAGUGGAUAAGGGGGCCUUGGGAGUAAGCUGCGCUUCAGGACCUCCUCAACCUCCAGGCUCAGGGACUGGAGCUCCAGGUCAGGGAAGUCCUGGGCCCAAGCAAUCCCAAAGUAAUGUGUCCGCACUGGGAAGGGAUGGGCAGAGCUUUGGGGCUGGAUCUCCAACAACACUAAGACAGAGCCAAAGUCAAGGUAUUCCUAAACCUCGAACCGCUGCAGAGCAACUGACUGGACUCGCAGCUCCAAGUAGUGGAACGCCCAUCUCCAAACCAUCAGCUAGUCAGCAGCCAACAUUGGGGACAGCAGGACGACCUGCCGCACCCACAGUGUCCAAACUUCCUGUAAAGGGAUUACCCACAAACCCCAGUUCCUCAUCAGUGGGAAGCGGCCCUACUGACAACAAUGGAACGCCAACCAAAGCAUCUCCAACAGCUCCAGGAACUACAGCAUCAGUGGGGCUCAAGUCGGAUGAUCGGCCAAGCCGAAGUACACUUCCUGUUGGCAGCCAGAAUACAGCAAAGCACCUGAACUCAAACAAUAAUGUAACUGGUGAAGCUACUAAUGUGAUUGCUGCUCCAAAGGGUCCCACAAUGAGGAGCAGGGCUUUGUCUCUGCAGGCCAGGACAACCGCUGCAGCAGGUUUGAAGUCCCUGGCAACCACCAACCACAGUACAACCAAGACAGCCACCACAAAUCAUAUGACACCAAAGACAGCUGCUACCAAUCAGGGACUGACAAAGCAGGCAUCCCACUAUCCUUUGCAACGGAGCGGCUCGGCAAGAUUCAGUCGCCCGAACACAGUCUGGGCUCAGCAGCUCUGCGUGUCUGCCUGGCAGCCUCCAGUGGACAAAAACAAGCCUCGGGAUGUGAUGGCGAGAACCACCAACUGUAACGUGCAGGUGCCAGCGUCUCCAACCGGGAACAACCAGCACCAAGCUGCAGCAGACCUGGUACCAGAUCAUGUGAAUUGUAAUGCAUCAACGCCAGCUUUCCAGAAUGCUGAUACUACCAAUGCUGUGCCUGGCACCACUGGGAGCGCCGGAUUCAAAGCAAGAACCGGGUUACGAUCCAGUCCAAAAACAGCAUCCCGCCUGCAGAACAUAUCCAAGCUCAGCUCAGCCGGGAAUGCUGGUGUGAGUCAGAGUGCAGCAGAUGGAAAGGUCCAGGCUAGAAUGAACCAAAACAAAGAACAGUUGGAGAAGAAGAACCAGGCCAUCAGCCAUCUCAGGAAGCUACUUGUCCAAGGGAACAGGAGAGUGGAAGCUCUGGCUACUGUCAUCCAGCACAUCUUCAUAGAGCGGGAGGAAACCUUGAAGCAGAAGAAGGCGUUAUCGCUGGAACUAGCAAACCUCAGAGAAGAACUGGUCAGGUCAUCUCAGUGCUGCGAGCUUCUGCAGAAGGAGAAGGAGGAGGUUUGCAUCGGCUUGGAGGCGGCUUUGAAAAAGGUGGAGCAGCAGCACAAGGAGGAACUGGUGCAACUGGAGGACAGAUUGCAGAGUUUUUACCAAACGGAAUGGGACAAAGUCCACCAGACGUACCAGGAGGAGGCCGACAAAUGUCGCAUGUUGAUGGAGCAGCAGGUGGAGGAACUGAGGACCCGACAGCGAGCAGAACGGACCAAUCAGGAAGAGAUUCACAAGCAGAAGAUGGAGUCUCUCAAAGCCCAGUACGAGACGUCCUUAAAAGAGCUGAAGAUGACCCAGCGGUUAGACCUGGAGAACUUUGAACAAACAGCGAAGGACAUGGAGACAUCUCUAUGCGAGAAAAUAUCUGAGCUGAAAGCGGAGAAUGAGGAGCUGAAUGAAAAGCUGAAAAUGGAAGAGAAGCAGAGGAAGAUGAUUCUCAGUGACAAGAAUUUGAAGGAUUCCCACACGCUCUAUCUGGAACAGGAGCUGGAAAGUCUGAAGGUCGUGCUGGAGAUCAAGAACAACCAGCUGCACCAGAAGGAGAAGAAGCUGAUGGAGAUGGACAAACUGGUGGAGACUAAUGUGAAGCUGGAAGAGUGUCUAAAGAAAGUCCAACAAGAGAAUGAGGACUACAAGGCCAGGAUGGACAAACACGCUGCUCUCUCAAAGCAGCUGUCCACUGAACAGGCCAUACUCCAGCAGACGCUGCAGAAAGAGUCAAAGGUCAACAAGCGCCUGUCCAUGGAGAACGAGGAGCUGCUGUGGAAGCUGCACAACGGUGACCUGCUGGCGAGUCCCCGGCGUCCCUCCCCCACCUCACCCUUCGGCUCACCUCAAAACUCUGCUUCCUUCUCCACAACUGCACCUUUGUCACCCAGAUAACCCCCCCCCACUCUGCUCACAGGGAUGGACUCUGUUCCAAAUCCGAAAGUUUCAGUCCCAGCCGUGUUGUUGGAAACUUCGUACACUAUGUUUGCAUCAUGAUUUAUUUUUAAAAUGAAGACUUUGCAACGGUGCACGUGCCUGUUUCUCCAACAAACAUUUCUUCUUCAUUUUGUGAUGAAAAGUGACUGGCGCACCUCAGGGUCUGUACAUAGCGCCUUCCUACGUUUAUCAUUGUGGUCUCUUUUUUUUUUUUUUUUUAAAGAGGCAGAGAAGAAACUAUUGAUGGAUGUGGAAUUAAACUCCUUGUAAAAUGACAGCUCCUUCCUGGAUUUGCAUGGACCGCUGCACCUUUUCCCCUUUUAAAAGACUUUUUAAAGAGCAAAGCUCAGUUACUGAUCUACUUUGGAUCCCUGACGGUUGUGGAUAAACUGUAUAAAUGGGAACAAUGUUUCAGUGUUUUGGAACUAUCAACCUUUUUUGACCCAGUGUUUCUCAUCACAGCCUCAACCUUAAUCAACUACGUGUAUCUCCUCUGGAUGUUAAAACAGGUCAACUUGCAGUAAUGGAACCAAAUAUGAACUUUAUUUAACCGGGUGUUGCUGAUGAUGGAGAUGUCCUUAUUUCUCAGUUUGUGUCCAAAGAAACUGAACCACUUACUGAUCAACAGAUCUGUUUUUUUUUUGUUUUGUUUUUUUACCCAUGAAGGGUACCUGGCAGAUGCUGACCUUUGGCCCCUCAGAACCACCCAAACAAUGUGUGACUUUGUCCUUGAACAUCUCAAGUGUACCCAGAAUGCCCCAGUGUACCUGUGUUGGACACAGAAUAAAUACAAUAUCAAAUACAACUCUUUCCUCC
Molecule: messenger RNA, 4899 nt
Organism: Thalassophryne amazonica
Lineage: Eukaryota; Metazoa; Chordata; Actinopteri; Batrachoidiformes; Batrachoididae
Product: mucin-5AC-like
Exons: 19
Coding region: 196-4041 (1281 amino acids)
Cellular component (GO): cytoplasm; nucleus
Molecular function (GO): microtubule binding
Source: RefSeq, a predicted model, not a curated record